CUGUAAAGGUAGCACGUGUAGACUUGCGAUGCUACAAUUGAACUCAAAAGUUCGUUUACAAUAUGCUCAGUAAAUCUCUUCUCUGGAGUAAAGAUUAACACGAUUUAUACCCAACGUCCGUAGCAGAGUGUUUGUCAUCAACUAAAUUGAUUCAAAAAGAUCACCAUAGUGAUUUACAAUUCCAAACGGCUAAUUAUCUUAUCGUCAAUGCAAAUCGGAUUAGCUUCCAACCUGGUUGAAAGUUAGCCCCGCCGCCCAUUGAACUAGUGGCCACUAAUCGCAAAUGAGCUGUUCGUUAGCCACCUGCUAGCACCGGAAUUGUUGGGGAAGGGGGGAAAAUGAUAGGACACAAUCUGUUAGCGCCUGCCGUAAACUGAUUAGUCGGGCUUACCGUAACGAAACAUCGUCUCUUAUCAGGAUGCCGAUAUAUUAUCAUCGGUAAUUCACCCCUUCCAUUUGUUUGCUAUAAAAGCAACGGUGCUUAAUUGCAUAUCUUACAGUCACAGUUCCACUUCAAUUCGUCCAGAAAAUUAACAGCGAAAAUGUGUACUCGAGCCAUUGUAACGGGUUUUGUGACCAUUAUCAUUGCACUGGUUGCAGUUAAAGCGCAGUGGAAUUGUGCAGGGCCACCACCCUCGGCGAGUCCCAAAAUUUGCUGCCCCUGGAUGGAUGGUGGCACCACGUACAACGAUACCAUUUACGUCAUGUGUUGGGAGCGCUACUCGAUCUAUCCACUAAUCCCCGUCCCGGGUGGUGGAUAUGCCGGAGGACCGGCCGGAUGUGCUGCCGAAUGUUUGUUCAACUAUUUGGGAGUGCUGGAUAUAAAUCACCGUGGAACUUUAAUUAACAAGCCAGCCUUGGUCCGGCAUGUUCAAGAAAUCAGCGAUCCGGAACGCUACCCGUUCAUGUACGAAUCACUGAACUAUUGUGUCGACGAAGCCAAUCGAAGAUAUCAGAUUUUUGGAGAAAUUCAGCAACGGGAUCCCGUCAUUUCUGGCUUGGACAACUGCAAUCCCAUUUCCGGUUUCGCCAUGUCAUGCAUGCAUGCGUACUCUAUUCGGUUUUGCCCCGACUGGACGCCGAAUGACGAAGAGGGAUGCGAUGAUCUGCUUGAUUUCUACAACCAGUGUCCGCUGAACCCGUACUAGUUAGCUGAGUGUUUGUAGGGCCAUGGCGUAGGUCGAAUUAUUGGAUUCUUUGAAUAUUUUACUCGAAAUUCAAGUACUUCGGAAUCUAUUUUCUUAUUUUAAGAAAUAAGAAAGAGAUUUAUUCGCAACGAUUCAGGAAGCUGUAUAUAAAUUGAAUGCAAUCGAUAGAAAAAGCGAUUCACAAUAAAAUUGCGACAGAACUAGUAUAAAUCAGAUUCUUGCCUUCUAAUUUAAAUUUAACUAUAUUCAUAUUCAGGUAUGUUUGUGAGCGUAAUACAGUUUGUUCUUAGUUAAUUAUUACCAACCCAGAACUAAAAUCUCUUGAAUCUCUUGCAUUAAUUGUAAGUAACGAUUUUUUGCAUUUAAUGUUAGCCAGAGCCGUCUACACUAGCAGCAUUGUCAGCGAAUAUGCCGCGGUGAAUAAGAAGUUAAGUAUCAGUAAAACAAUCUAACCGAAACGUAAUCUAUAUUUCAGUGUACCUGAAACCCAUCUCUGUAUAUUGAAAAACAUUUUUAGGAACUGUGACCUUGUUUGAGAAUUGCUCAUUAUAGUGCAUAAUUAGUCCAAGUGCCAUCACGAAUUCUGGUUAUGUCCCAGACAUUAUCCACCAAUCUCUUUGAGUAUUCAAGUAAAACUAAGCUACGACUUAUUUAACGGAAACAGAUAUUUUUCCCUUAUCUGGGCUCAAUUGUGAUAUUCUGUCUUGUAUGAAGGUCUACCACAUUUACAUGCCCGGUCACAAAGUUGAAAUCGACAGCGCAGUCACUGAUUCGAGUUUGUCAUGCGUGGACUUACUGAAGCACGGGUUGUUUAAAACACCCCUUACUCCGAUGAGUAAAAAAUUUGAAUGACAAUUGCACUGGACGGGAAAAAAUGAUGUGUCCUCUCAAAAUUCGUGUCAGGUAACCUUUGGCUCGAGAGUCCACAUAGCCAUCCCCGCUUACAGAAAGCGUCCGACUAAUGUGAAUCAUUCGCUUAAAAAAUGCCCUUAGUAUUCUUUUACAGAAAUACUAAAAAAGCUACACCACUCACGACCACAAAUCAUUAUCACUUGACUAAACCCAGGCAACAAUUGUGGUUUUAAGGCACUCUUAAAGAGUCUUUUAAAACUUGUAGCAUGAUAUAAAACUUUAAAUGCUACUUGGGAGAAGCGUGACUCUGAUUAUCUCCACGUGUAGACAAAAUAGGAUUCCAAAUCUAAAUCCAAACCCAAAUCUAAACUUAAAUCCAAACCAGAAUCCAAACCCGAAUCCAUACCCGAAUCCAAACCCAAAUCCAAAUUCGAAUCCAAACUCGAAUCCAUACCCGAAUCCAUAUCCGAAUUCAAACCCGAAUCCAAACCCAAAUACAAACCCGUAUCCAAACUCAAACACAAACCCUAAUCCAAACCAAAACCCUAAUCCAAAUCCAAACCCAAAAAUCCAAGAAUCCAAAUAUCCAAAAAUCCAAAAAUCCAAAAAUUCUAAAAUCCAAAAAUUCAAAAUUCCAAAAAUCAAGAAAUCCAAAAAUCCAAAAAUCAUAAAAUUAUAAAAUCCAAGCAGCCAAAAAUUCAAAAAUCCGCAAAUCCCAAGAUCCAAAUAUUUGAAAAAUCGAAAUAUCAAAAUAUCGAAACAUCAAAAUAUCGAAAUAUCAAAAUAUCAAAAUAUCGAA
Messenger RNA from Topomyia yanbarensis, 2799 nucleotides. RefSeq lists its product as uncharacterized. NCBI's taxonomy places the organism in Eukaryota, Metazoa, Arthropoda, Insecta, Diptera, Culicidae. The transcript has 3 exons. The record is from RefSeq and is a predicted model, not a curated record. The coding region runs from base 543 to 1148 and encodes 201 amino acids.